CUCAGAUCGGUUUGCAGCGCUCGCCCAUCACGUGCAGUAAAUGACUCAUUGGCUGAAGGCCGGUACAAAUGGUAUUUAAGAAAGUGAGUCCCGACGAUCACCUGUGUGAGACUGUGGCGCCUCCUACGACAUAUGGUGGUUAACAUGUUGACAACAAUGAUUUUACUCUUUAUACUUUUUUCUACGGCCUUUUGUCUUGAAGCCCAGAAGACAGGAAGUGUCCCCAAAGCACAAGUCAUGCUACAGUUACAAGGCAUGGACUACUCGCUGUUCGGCUACAACAGUCUCAAGGGAUGCCCUCUGACCUCAGGACGUGACCCGGGCUUUACUCUCCCCAUCUUUUCUGCUGUCUGCAGUUUGUACGACCUGACACUUCUGCUCACGGAACCGCCCUCUUUUCAUCCAUCGUUUGCGGACUGGAUGAUUAAACUCAACAACACUGAUGACGAGGACAUGCACAUUAAGUUUAUUGACACAUACGGCACACACUUCGUGUCACGGGCCCGCUUUGGGGCCUCCAUAACGGUCAUCUACAAGAUGGACGAUAACGUUUAUCGGCUUCUAACAGAGGAUCACGUGACAUCAGCUGCCAGCUACUCCACUUCUGGACACCCCCAAACCUUGACUUCUGAACAGCAAAAAGCAACAGCAGAGUUUCGAAAUCACGAGACAACAACUUUUGCUGUCGGUGUUCCUCUACCUGAUGGCGGUAACAACGCCACGUGGUUGACAGCAGCGAAAGAUAACCCCUCUGUCAUCGACUAUGACUUGACCUCUGUGGAGGUUCUCUUUUCAGACACCUUCAUGGGUGCCGCAAAUCCUACACAAGAUUAUGGCAUUGACCACGACAGGAUCAAGAAGAACAUCAUGGCUGUCAAGACCAAAUACUGUCGGACUUUAAAGAGCAAAGACCUGUUAGUUGACUGUAGAGAUACCGGUAGGACACUGCUUUCUACAAAGUUGAUUGGUAACACGAAAUAUGGAGCUGCCGAGUCCGCUGACCAGUGUCUUGAGGAAUGUUGUCAACUUGCAGGCUGCGUGGCUGUGAGUUUUUGUCGUGGGUGUACGAGGGACAACAGAGGCAGCAAGUGUCAAAUGUUUAGUGCUGGCGACAUCCACAGGGCAGUCACCGACCGUCAGUGGCAGACGAUCAUGUUAGUUGACAAACUGGAGACAUUUGUAAAGCUGCACAACACCACGGUUGUUGUCAACUCUCGUUUUCUGUCUGACAUCCCUCCUGUCACCUCCGUACAGGACUGCUACCCAUCUUGUAUUCAAGAUACCCAGUGUGUGGCCUUCACCUUGAUUGACACUUCAGGUUCAUUAAUUAAAUGUGCGCGCCACACAGACUCAAUUCAGUCCUUGACACAGGGAACAGGUGUCAGCGUGUACUUCGUCUCCUUGAAGGUCAAAAGAAUUAUCACAAGUGGACAGACGAGAGGCCUUGCUCCCUCCUCCAUGCUGAACGACUGGUACAAGGCCGCCUGUGUCAUCGACGACGAGUGUCGUCAGGAAAACUCCAUGUGCUUUGUAAACAGGUGCCGCUGUCGACCUGGGUUCUUCUUCUCAACACGUGACUACACGUGCUCUGAGACAUGUAGUCCAGCCCACCUGCACAACACCUUCAUGGAGUAUCCUGAGAGCGGACUGAGGGGACACAAUAUGGUGGCACGGGAUGGAGUCAGUUUGAAGACGUGCAGCGACCUGUGUGUCAGCAACAGAAGUUGUCUGUCCUUUGACUUCAGAGGAGGGCGCUGCCUGCUUCAUGACGUCACCGCACGCGACGCUCAGUCAGGGUGGUAUCCUCACACCAGUACAGGGUGGACCCACUACCAGAGAAGCUGCCUGCAACCUCCCGCCUCAUACCCGGGACCAGAGUGGUACAACGCACCCUGCAACAGCCACGCGGAAUGUCCUGAGCCUAACAGUCGGUGUGUGUCGGGUAGAUGUUUGUGUACUGACGGCUUGGUUUACAUGGAAACUGACUCCUCGUGUCAUGCUCCAGAUUGCUGCUCUCCAUGCCCUCCGUACCAACAGCAAAAGCCAUCAUCACUCCCUGUAGGAAAUUACUUACAAGCUGCCGGAGUAGAUAUUCAACAGACGACUCCAAAGUUCCAAGUGGUGGCACUGUUGCUGUGGUAUCAGUUCAGUCCUGCCAACCGCAAUCUUGUUGCCGUGAUAUAG
Messenger RNA from Pomacea canaliculata, 2184 nucleotides. RefSeq lists its product as uncharacterized. The transcript has 8 exons. The record is from RefSeq and is a predicted model, not a curated record. Lineage: Eukaryota; Metazoa; Mollusca; Gastropoda; Architaenioglossa; Ampullariidae. Bases 133 to 2184 code for a protein of 683 amino acids.